This is a messenger RNA of Leptopilina boulardi, 797 nucleotides long. RefSeq lists its product as uncharacterized. The record is from RefSeq and is a predicted model, not a curated record. The transcript has 2 exons. Bases 1 to 669 code for a protein of 222 amino acids. Lineage: Eukaryota; Metazoa; Arthropoda; Insecta; Hymenoptera; Figitidae.
AUGUUAAAUGAGUAUAGUCGUACUCGAAACUUUAACAAUAAAAGUUUAGAAAUUAGUUAUAUAUCAAAUAUGAUUGUGUAUUUAUUAUUUUGGGCGUAUUUUGCAUCGUUCGCUGAAACUCGUACGAUUACAGAUGUAGUAAACAAAAAUAAUGCUACACUUGAUGAUAUCACUAUGUUUGGCACUAAUGCUUCACGUAAUAAUUCCAUUGGAACAAGUUACAUAACUGCACUUAAUAGCAAAAUAACUUCUGCUGGCAAUGUUUUGCUGAAUCAUACCAAUGGAACUAGUUAUUCAACCACAACUAAUAGUAGAACAACUCCUGCGAUCAAUGAUAUCAUUCGAACUACAUCAAAUGGAAUUGUAACUAAUGGUACAAUUAUACCAAAGGGGACAAUUAUAAAUUCAACGACAACUCGUCAUAAGCCUAAAACACAUGUUGAGGAUAUAAAAAAUAAAAUUUCUAAUAAAACAACUCAAAUUUCUUCAACAUCAUCUAAAAUACAAAUAUUUCCAAUUGAAUUUACUCAAAAUUCACUACCACUCUUAUUGGGUGGAUGGACAUUGUUGAAAUUGGGACGAGGACUAUUUGGAGAUGGUAUAUUUAGACGUGGUAUAUUUGGAGGAAUAGUGUUGAAAAUUAUGUCAGAUCGAGGUUUAUUAGGAUAACAAUAUAGUGGAGAAAAAAUUAUAAUAUUUUUAUUAAUUAUUACUACAAUGAAAAAAUUUGAUUUUAACAACAAAACAUUUGAUUUUUUUUUGUUCUGUUGGGUCAAUAAAAUUUUACUUUCUUAAAU